GUGACUUUGCGAUGUGUGUGCAGCCCAGCCAGUCUAGAUCACUAUUGCAUUCUUAGGUAGCACCAUCCAGCAUCCAACAGCCAAACAGGUUUUAUUUCGCAGCCGCCAAUCUAUCCAGAUUUCCUAGUUGUCGGAAGAGACGACCAAAACCUGAUUUGUCGGAUCGCCAGCGAAGCUACGUAACACCACGCUCAAAAUCCCAAGACCUUUGAGAAGGCUUCGCCGAUCGUCAGGCCGUCGCCGAGGAAAAUAAACCCCAGCCACCCUCUGUGAGCCAAACAUCUGGUUGGCUUCUGUUUUCCUCGUCGUUGUCGUCGUCGUCCCUUCCUCCUGAAACCACAGCCAUCGUCGUUCGACACGCCGGGCGAUUGUCAAUCACGGCUCCGGCCUGCUCACACCUUUCAACAGCGCUCUGGACUCGCCCGCACCCGGCGGCGCACGUCGAUCCCUCAACCCCCCGUCUAGAGAGUGCGUCGGUGGUGCCGCACCACCCGAUGCACACCAUGGCGCGCGUUUACGCUGAUGUCAACGCGAACAUGCCCCGGAGCUACUGGGAGUAUGAUACGGUCAACAUCAGCUGGGGUGUGCUCGAGAACUACGAGGUGGUGCGCAAGAUCGGUCGCGGAAAGUACUCAGAGGUCUUUGAAGGCAUCAACGUCGUCAACUACCAGAAAUGCGUCAUCAAGGUUUUGAAGCCGGUCAAGAAGAAGAAGAUCAAGCGAGAAAUCAAGAUUCUGCAGAACCUCGCUGGUGGGCCGAAUGUUGUGGCCCUGCUCGACGUGGUUAGAGAUUCACAGAGCAAGACUCCAUCACUCAUUUUCGAGUACGUCAACAACACCGACUUCCGCACGCUCUACCCCAAGUUCAACGACAUAGAUGUGCGGUAUUACAUCUUGGAGCUGCUCAAGGCGCUCGACUUCUGCCACAGCAAAGGCAUCAUGCACCGCGACGUGAAACCUCACAACGUUAUGAUCGACCAUGAGAACCGCAAGCUGCGCCUGAUUGACUGGGGUCUGGCCGAGUUCUACCACCCGGGCACUGAGUACAACGUCCGUGUUGCGUCUCGCUAUUUCAAGGGCCCCGAGUUGCUGGUCGACUACCAGGAGUACGAUUACUCGCUCGACAUGUGGAGUCUCGGGGCCAUGUUCGCUUCAAUGAUCUUCCGCAAGGAGCCAUUCUUCCAUGGGAACAGCAACUCGGACCAGCUGGUCAAGAUCGCCAAGGUUCUCGGCACCGACGACUUAUUUGACUACCUCGACAAGUACGAGAUUGAGUUGGACGCCCAAUACGAUGACAUCCUGGGUAGGUUCCAGAAGAAGCCCUGGCACAGCUUCGUGACGGCGGAGAACCAGAGGUUUGUGAGCAAUGAAGCCAUCGACUUCCUGGACAAGCUCUUGAGAUAUGAUCACAUGGAACGUCUGACUGCAAAGGAAGCGAUGGCGCAUCCUUACUUCGAGCCCGUCCGUGGUGAGGGUGUAUUGGAGCGCCUCCUUGCGGCAGGAAGCAGCACCUCGGCUUGAAAAAAAAAGAAGCAUGGGAUUUCAGUCUGAUGUUCGUUUCUCUGGCUUUUUCGGUAUCAAUCACCAACUUUUGACCAAUCCGUUCCAGUCACAUUACAGAUGUCAACAGCAAAAAAAAAGACGUCUCAAACAAGAUACCCCCCCGAGAUAAUUACUUCAAGCAUAAAGAAGCGGAUGAGGGACUUAUCUCAGAAAAGAAAAAAAAAAAAAAGAAAGAUCUCUACCCCGUUCCCGUGUGAACCCGAGCUCUGUAUCUCGAGGUUGUAGGCGUGUGUGCGCUUCUCAAGAAACAGCGAGCGGCACAGGUACAGGUGGGGGGCGUCAAUGGUUGUUUUGGGUCGGAACCGUGGGUAGUAAUAUUUGUAGGUGAAAGUCAUGCCCGGGUUGGGACGCUUCGCCAAGUUGGUCGAUUCCCGAAAAAAGGAGACAAUGACGGUGUCGUGCUUGGUUGAGUUUUCAGGCCUGGCGGUUUCAGCGAACCUUGGCAGUUGUUGACGGCGGCGGCUCAAGGUGACGUACGGGUUGUCGGCCCCAGUACUUGGGGAGUUAUGCAGAAGAAUAAACAAGAUUCAUUAUGAUCAUCG
Pyricularia grisea is the source of this 2104-nucleotide messenger RNA. RefSeq lists its product as uncharacterized. The coding region runs from base 495 to 1520 and encodes 341 amino acids. Lineage: Eukaryota; Fungi; Ascomycota; Sordariomycetes; Magnaporthales; Pyriculariaceae. Gene Ontology annotation, molecular function: ATP binding; protein serine/threonine kinase activity. Gene Ontology annotation, cellular component: protein kinase CK2 complex; nucleus; cytosol. The transcript is spliced from 4 exons. Gene Ontology annotation, biological process: protein phosphorylation; regulation of transcription by RNA polymerase I; DNA damage response. The record is from RefSeq and is a predicted model, not a curated record.